This is a messenger RNA of Abrus precatorius (Indian licorice), 3746 nucleotides long. RefSeq lists its product as uncharacterized. The record is from RefSeq and is a predicted model, not a curated record. NCBI's taxonomy places the organism in Eukaryota, Viridiplantae, Streptophyta, Magnoliopsida, Fabales, Fabaceae. Bases 185 to 604 code for a protein of 139 amino acids. The transcript is spliced from 2 exons.
CAAAGAGCCAAUAGACAAAUAUCUAUUAACUCUCUCUCUCUCUCUCUCUCUCUCUCUCUCUCUAUAUCUGUAUCCCUACUCCGCCUCUGUUUCAUUUGGCCGGUUGUUUCUUAAAAGCCACACUCUUCAAAGUUCAAACUCGUUGUUUUUGCAUGAUCAACUAUUUUCUGAGGAUUUUAAGACCAUGGGUAGAGGUAGAGGAAAGGGUAAAAAGUUAACUGUCUCCAAUCAUGACGAUCCUGCAAGUGGUGAAGAUGAAAAAGUUCCCAUGCAAAAGAGGAGAGGGAGGCCACAGAAACCGCUAAAGGAUGACUUUGAUGAAGAAGAAGUUGUUGAAAAAAUAGAAGACGCCAGCAACAAUGUUAAGAAUGGAAUCUCUAACAAAGAAAUGAAAAGUCCAACUGCAACAGAGAAUGGAAGGAAAAGGAAGCGAAACUCCCAGGUAAAAGAGAAAUUAGAUUCAGUUGAGGAAGAAAAUGGAAAUGGAAAUGGAUCAAGCACCACUGAUGAGUUGACAACAAAGUCCAAUGGAUUUAGGCAUAAUGGAAGCAGGCGUAAAAGCACUCCUCGUCGUGCUGCUGAAGCAGGUGUGCAGUGCAAGUAAGAUUAGUAAAAGUUGUGCAAUAGCUUUCUUCCUUUUUCAUUUACCAGUUAAAAUCAUGAGAUAGGAAGUGAGGCGUAGUAUCAUUUCUUUAUUUUAUUUACUUUUUUUGUUUUUGUCCUUAUUUUUAUUUUCCUUUUUCUGGGUGGGACUGGUUUGAGGGGUUCCAUUUGGUGAUUCCCUAUCAUUAAUUCCUUCUUCUUUUUUUUUUCAAUUUCAAUCAUGAAUUUGAGAAUUUACAAUGCUGACUGUUGUUUUAUAAUGCUAUAACACUUUGAAUUUACAUCUUUUUCAUUUUAUCUUCUUACUUAAUUCAAGUUUUCUAAGAAAAGAUUAAUAUUCUUUAAUUUCUGUUAUGACCAUGCCUUCUAUGCUACCUCUUCUUUCACCAACAGUGUAUCUCAAGGUCCCAUGAAUGAAAUUAUGCAUAUGCUUCUAAUUAUAAGUUUGGUGACAGUGAAUUACUCAAGUUUUUACCUUGUUUUGUGUAUUAACCUCUUUUGUCUUGUACCUGUUGAAGUUUGAGUUGUCGAAAUUAUCUUUUGCAGUACCUGUUGUUCCCCCCUCCCCUCCCAAAGUUUAAAAGGUCUUUCUACUCUCUAAAGCUUCAAAGAUAAAAGGAAAAUUCACAUGACACUGAAUCUGAAGUCUUUUUUUAAGAAUGAGGUAAUGGGCCUUGCAUGGCAUUUUUCAGAAGGAUUUAGCACUCUACUUAUAUACUUAAGGCUACUUGAAGUUUUAAGAAGUCCACAUUAAUGAAAAUGAAAUUACGUGCUUAAAAAGUCUUAUCAUACGCCAACUAGACUGUGGUAAACUUCUUCAGAAGUAGCUUAAUUUCUUAGAGCAAUUUAAUGUUCUGCUAAUGCUUGUUUUACGCGUGCACUAGUUCUAUAAGAUUUGUAUGUUCUCUUAUGCAGUGUGUAUGCAUAUUUGUUAUUGAGUUUAUUUGCUUUCUUUUUGUAAACAAAGAGGCAUAUUAACCCAAAGUUGUCCAGUGAAAUUAUUGUAUGGAUAACACAAUGUUGGAAAUAAGACGAUUCUUUGCUGUAUUUUAAUUCGAAAUAACACAAUGUUGUCCAAUGAUUAUGAAGCAAAUACACUUUCAUUCUCUUGGGAGGAAUAAAUAGGACCCAAUUUGUAUCCAAGUUUGCGUGUGAAAUGAACUCAACUCAUGGAUUUGCAUUUGCAUUAGAAGACAUCGACCAGUUAUUCUGUCUUAAUCUCUGUGGGUUAACCCUUUUGCAUUGGAUCGGACCCGUGCUUUUGGAACUUAUGUUCAUCUUUUCUUUUGUUGGACCUGAGGAAAUGCCACAAUACCACAAGUUAGCAAACAAAUGAUAAAAAUUAUUACUACUUUUAGUCUAUAUUUUAGUUGAGCAUUGCUAUUUAGUACGAAUUUAUACGAAUACAUGUGUAUGAAUAUUAUUGGUUAAAUGAGUAACCAUUCAUACGUUUUGUCAAAUUAUUUUUUGUACUAAACAUUAUUUCCGAUUCUAAUUUAUGUGCAACUUUUGUCUUCUGAUACUAACUGUUUAAAUAAUCCUAAUAAUUUUUCCGAUUAGUAAACUUGAAUUUCUCAUCCCACAUUCAUUCAAUAAUUAACUAUGUAAUGAAAGUAUGACAUAACAUUUAUUUAUGUAAAAUUUUAAAAGAAAAAGUAAUAACAAUCUUUUUUGGUUUUUGUAUUCAAAUUUUGUUAAGCAUUUGUUUUUCUUUGUCAAUUUAUAAAAAAUAAUGUCAUGCCAAACCUCUUUGACAUUCUCAUUGAUUAUUGGAUGAAAAUUGAGGUGAGAAAUUUGAUUUUAACAAAUAAAAUAGUUAAAGGUGCAAAUGUGAAUAACUAAAACUAAAAAUUAAAAUUCAACAUUAUUAAAGUAUGGGACUGAAGUAUAACUAAGCCAUUUUAUUUAUAGAAUUGUCACUUGGAUUCAUAGGCAAUAGGGUGUUAAGAAACAUGACCGUGUAAAUAUUUUUAUUUGUUGCAAAGUACGAUUUAUACACUAGGCCCAUGAUGAAUUGGGCUGGGUCCAAAUAUUGUGAUUAGGUAUCUUAAAUUGCAGGGAUAGUGGGCCAUGUUCUUCCAUCUCCUUAUCCCUCGGCAUUGCCGUGUUACUGUGUAGUGGGCCUCUUGAUGGGCCUUUAUGUUGUUUGUCUUGUUAAGUUUAAUGUUGAGUAUAGAGGAAGAUAAAGCUUUCUAACGACCAAAAAUUAACAUAAGGCUUUCUUUUUUCAAAAAUAAAAAAUUAUUUUACGUAACGACAAGAACUCUAUUUAGCUCAAAAUUUACGUGACACGCCCAUGUUAGUCAAAUAAUGAUAUUAAUAAAAAAUAUAUAUAUUUGACUCCUGAUAAAAUUGAGUGAAUUUUAUCAUGCAUGAAUACAAAAUAUUAAGAGUUUCAAUUAAAUCUUAAAAUAUUAUCAAAUUUUUAAUGUGUUUUGAAAAAGACAAUAAAAAAUUUUACAAAAUUAUAUUUUGAUUAAAAAUUACAUACAUUAAAAGAAUUGAAUAUUAUUAGCAAAAAUGCCAAACUGUCCAUUUCUUGAAUUGAGGGAAUGGGAUGAGGAGAGGGUUUUGAAGUUUGAACAUUGGGUUGCGUCAAUCUCCAAGUCACUAUGAUCAUCUCUUGUGUUUAUCUACCCACAUUUCAACAUAAGAACGACGACUCCACUGUCACAAAUGUUCUGCAUGCAAUGGAUCAACCACCAUUCAACGCCUUCUCCACGUUUCUACCACACUUAAUCGGAGAUACCUUCACCCAUAAAUAUCCACGUCUCUCUCUCUGUUACUGCAAUUUUAUUCGGUGGUCCUGAAGACAAAAAUUAAUAUGCUGAAUUUUCAUGUUUUGUAGAUCAAAACAAUUACUCUAAUUAUCUUUCUUAAUUGUAACGUAUAAUAAAUACUUUAAAAUAAAAAAAUAAAUGCUUAAUAGUAAUCUUAAUUAAGAACGAAUAUUAAUCAAAUUAUUAUAUUAAUUCUAUAAGUUAUUCUUUUAACUUCAUUACUCACCCAUCAAACUUUGUUUUUUUUUUUUGGGUAAAUUACAUUUUACUCUUUUGUUGCUUUAUAUUUUUUCUAUCAACUGUGAGAAGUAAAGUGAUACAAAAGUAAUUGAAAUAAAUAAAUAAAUAAAAGAGAAUUUAAUG